GAGAACAGCGCUCGCCGAGUGACGGGAUGGAGAAGGGUGUGCUGCAGCUGCUUCUUUCCAUAGCGUUAUACAGGUCUCCGGUCCUGGGGUUUACUUUCGAGGCAGAAAGCCGGCUUCGGACUGACCUGUUGACCAAUUACUCCUUGAAGGUUCGUCCACUGAGUGUCACGGACGUCGGACUCGCCUUCAACAUCAUUACGGUUAACGAUCUGGUGACCCGGACUCAGACGUUUUCCGUGUCAGGCUACUUCACAGUGGUAUGGAACGACACACGCCUGGAAUGGAACACUACAAAGUACGACGACAUUAUGUUCAUCUUUUCCGAUGAAACUGAAAUAUGGCGACCCUCGCUCGUGGUAAAAAACGCAAUCGACAAUUUAGACGUCAUAGCUAACGAACACAUUCCACUGAGAGUCAGUAACGAGGGCAGAAUAAACUGGAAUCCACCCGGAAUUUACAAAACCUACUGCGACAUUGACAUCACCUACUACCCCUUCGAUUUCCAGCUAUGUUCUGUCAUCAUUCAAAGCUGGGGCUACCACAUCAGGGAACUUGACUUAAAGAAAUAUCGCGAGAGUGUGGACACUGCUGCGUAUGUAAAAAACGGGGAGUGGAGCUUGAUAGAGGCUUUCAGCGAGAGACAGGAGGAGAAGCGUACACUUAGCGCUGACGUCGAUACCUAUGCCACGGUUGCCUUCAAAUUCCGACUUCAGCGGAGACCAGAAUAUUAUGGCAUCAACAUCAUCCUUCCCGUGGUGGUUCUGUCCAUCCUGUCGGCCCUGGUGUUCGUCCUGCCUCCGGACAGCGGGGAGAAGAUGGGCUACUCUCUCACGGUGCUUCUCUCCUUUGCUGUCUUCCUGACUCUCAUCGCCGACAGCAUGCCUACCACCUCCCGCAACACCUCCUACAUGGCCAUGUACCUGGCUGUCAUCCUCUGUCUGAGCGGCCUGUCCGUAGUGCUGACCAUCGUCGUCCUGGACUUCAACUUCCGGGAAGGUAAAGUGACGCCGUGGCUGGAACAUGCAACCAGGUGUGUAGUUAUGCCCUUGACCUGUGCCCGGAGCUUGAACCGGAAGUCGAGGUCAGCGUCAGUCAGCAGCAACGACACUGUGGAAGAUCCCAAGGUCAAGGACAUUCAGAAUGCAGUCCACGAGAGUGAUCCAACCAACGCCGAUGGCAUCGCGAGUGCCCCCUCUACCAGCCCCAGUGCAGAGAUGACAUGGCAGGAGAUAGCCAGAGCCUUUGACGCACUUUUCUUCAGGCUGUAUCUGGGUACAAUAGCAACCGUCACCAUCGUAGUCUUAGUUUUCCUGAGUUCGAUAAUGCUCAAUAGAGACACUGAGAUUUAGGCUUCUCACUUCGCUUAUCCAGUGCUUUAUAGAUCCUUGCUAUCAGAAGGAAUACCCUGGAACAUCACUACCAUAACUUCCUUUAUAUUCGAAAGACAGACAGCUACAAAUUGCAGUCUAUAGUAUAUUCAUGAGCAAGAAACGCUAUGUGAUAAGUAUGUGAUAAGUUAGUGAAACGUAUGUAAUAAAUUCAUAAUAAGGUAAUGAUAAAUUAGUGAUAAGUAUGUAAUAUGUUGGUGACACGUAUAUGAUAAGUUAGUGAUAAGAAUGUAAUAAUUUAGUGAUUAGUGUGUGAUAAGUAUGUGAUAAGUUAGUGAUGAGUAUGUGAUAAGUUAGUGAUAAGUAUGUGAUGAUAAGUUAGUAAUGAGUAUGUGAUAUGUUAGUGAUAAGUUAGUUACACAUAUGUGAGAAGUAUGUGAUACGUUAGUGAUUAGUAUGUGAUAAAUUAGAAAUAAGUAUGUGAUAAGUUAGUGAUGAGUAUGUGAUAAGUUAGUGAUAAGUUUGUGACACGUAUGUGAUAAGUUUAUGAUAAAGUAGUGAUGAGUAUGUGAUAAGUUAGUGAUAGGUAUGUGAUAAGUAUUUGAUAAGUAUGUGAUAAGUUAGUGAUGAGUAUGUGAUACGUUUAUGACACGUAUGUGAUAAGUAUGUGAUAAGUAUGUGAUAAGUUAGUGAUGAGUAUGUGAUAAGUUAGUGAUAGGUAUGUGUUAAGUAUGUGAUAAGUUAGUGAUGAGUAUGUGAUACGCUUAUGACACGUAUGUGAGAAUUAUAAGAUACAGGUGGUAAGAUACUAAAUCCGUACGUCACACGUGCGUCGUACAAGGUUGACCUUGUUUUAUUCGUUUUGAUUGGAUAACCGUGACGUCUGUCAGACCGGGCCUAUUUUUUCCAUUCAUAAAAAAUC
Molecule: messenger RNA, 2250 nt
Organism: Haliotis rufescens (red abalone)
Lineage: Eukaryota; Metazoa; Mollusca; Gastropoda; Lepetellida; Haliotidae
Product: neuronal acetylcholine receptor subunit alpha-7-like
Exons: 6
Coding region: 27-1349 (440 amino acids)
Biological process (GO): chemical synaptic transmission; monoatomic ion transmembrane transport; regulation of membrane potential
Cellular component (GO): neuron projection; membrane; synapse
Molecular function (GO): transmembrane signaling receptor activity; neurotransmitter receptor activity; extracellular ligand-gated monoatomic ion channel activity
Source: RefSeq, a predicted model, not a curated record